Botrytis fragariae is the source of this 1715-nucleotide messenger RNA. RefSeq names its product putative hsp70 protein. Bases 21 to 1715 code for a protein of 564 amino acids. The record is from RefSeq and is a predicted model, not a curated record. The transcript is spliced from 9 exons. NCBI's taxonomy places the organism in Eukaryota, Fungi, Ascomycota, Leotiomycetes, Helotiales, Sclerotiniaceae. Gene Ontology annotation, molecular function: ATP binding; ATP-dependent protein folding chaperone.
UUUGAUUAAUUUUUGUAAGUAUGUCGGAUUUGAGCGAUAAAUUGGAAGUACUGAUUGCAGUGGACUUUGGGACUACUUUUUCUGGUCUUUGUUGGGCUCUAAAAGAUAAGCCCAAAGAUCACAAUCUAGUUCAAAACUGGCCUGGAGAUGGGGCUAGCCACAAUAAGGUCCCAACAACACUACUUUACCACCCCGAGUAUCUGUGGGGCUAUAAAAUUAGAGGGAGUGACCCCAGAUAUGAGUGGUUCAAGCUUGGUCUUCACCCGAGUGGUGAAGGCAAAGGUCUUGCAAAGGACUAUCCGAGUACCACCUCCUUGAUCGCACGUUCCACGGAGGAUAAAGAGAGAUUGGUAAUCGAUUACUUGAAAAAUUUGAGAAAGCAUGCCGAAACAAUUAUGGCUAACACGUACGGUCCAUCGGUGUUUUCAAAAAUAUCAAGGGAAUAUAUUAUUACCGUCCCGGCUGUUUGGGAUGAUAAAGCUCAAGGUCGAACCCAGGAGUGUGCGAAACAAGCUGGUAUGGGUGGUCAUGUACAGAUUAUUACAGAGCCUGAAGCUGCGGGUAUUUAUGCUUUGACUAAUAUGCCAACGACUAUUUUGAGGAAGAAUGAGACGUUCAUUCUAUGUGAUGCUGGUGGAGGAACCGUAGAUUUGGUUUCUUACACCAUUUCAAAACUGCACCCGGUACCAAGACUCCGCGAAGCUGCGCGUGGAGAGGGUGGACUUUGUGGAAGCAUAUUUCUCAACCGGAUUUUCGCCAAACACUUAUCUGACAAGUUCGCCAAUUACCCAGCUUGGGAUGAUGAAUACCAAACUGAUGCCCUGAAAUUUUUCGAAGAUGAUAUCAAGAAAAAUUUCACGGGAGAUACAAGCCAGUACUAUUUCAUUCCGGCUCGUGGCUUGAACAAACCAGAAUUGGGUAUCUACCAAAACAAGCUCAGACUUUCGGGAGAAGAAAUCAAAAAUAUUUUCGAGCCCGUGAUUCAAAUGGUCAUAUCGUUGGUCACAACACAGAUCCGUAAAACUGCUAGACCUGUUACUGCCGUUCUUAUGGCUGGUGGCUUCGGCUCGAGUGAGUAUUUGCGCAUCAGAAUUCAAGAAGUCGUUGGCCCCGAUGUUGGGGUGAGAAAAGUAGCAAAUGGUGAUACGGCGAUUGUCAAAGGAGCUUUGAUCAGUGGGCUUUCGAAGAAGGAUCCUGGACAUCCUUACGCCAUCGGAAGUUUCGGAAUUGACUCAAGAGUAGCUCGCAGGCAUUAUGGUACCAUGGCUUAUGAUACUUUUAUUCCAGGUGUGCAUGACGAAAAUUUGAAGGAACCAAGCCCUUACUCAUCUGGCUAUGUUGUGCCAUGUAUGCAGUGGUUUAUUCAAAAGAAUACAAACGUCGAAGACACAAAACCAGUCGUGACACAAAAGCCAUUUUUCUGGGAGAAGCCUGUCCUAGAUGGAAGUCCGACAUUUAUAGAAGCAAGAAUACAUGUCAGUGAAAAGGAUCAAGCACCAUUGCAUCUGGACAAGAAAAAUGUUUCCGAGCUCGUUAAAAUUCAAGCAGAUAUUAGCGGCAUACCAGCAGAUAGUUUUCCCAGAAAGACCGGAGUUGGUCACCAGGCGUUCUAUCGAAUCCCUUACAAAAUAGAGACGGCGAUUCAUUCUGGAAGCAUCACAUUUGCUUUAUUAUAUAGUGAUCAGCGAUAUGAAGCUACCAAGGAAUUUUUGUAG